CUAUGUUCCGACAUUAGAGUUUUCUCGGGUGACAAACAACAACUCCUAGUUUUUUCUUCUAGUUAAUCAGUAAUCACCUUCAUGCUAAAUGCUUCCGCUCAAUGUUUCACGUCAACUUUUUCACGUUUUCGUCACUCCCAUCUCUCUUUCCGCUCAAAUUCCACUUCUUCAUUCUCUUUUGCCCACAGCAUUCAUAGCCAUGAUCUCCAACCACAUCCUUCUCGUGCCACCCACAAUGAAGUUCUUGAUUUCUUCGAUUCAUUUCUUAAGCAAUGCACUAAAACCCAACACUGCAAACAACUUCAUUCCCAAGUUAUCGUCUCGGGCGCUCACCGUUCCGGUUUCUUGGCCUCUCGGCUUGUCUCGGUUUAUUCCCGCCUGGGGCUUGUUGGUGAUGCCCAGAAAGUUUUUGACGAAUUCCCAGUUGAGAAUUGCUCAAACCUGCUCUUAUGGAAUUCAAUUGCGAGAGCUAAUGUCAGUCAUGGGCUUUAUAAAGAAGCGCUCCAACUGUUCGAUAAAAUGCGAAAGCUUGGAGUUUGGCCUGAUGGCUUUACUUUCCCUUUGAUUAUUAGGGCCUGCGCUUUCAUUGGUAGUCUUGCUUUGUGCAGGAGAGUUCAUGGUCUUGUUUUGCAGAUGGGUUUUCGGAAUCAUCUUCACGCUGUGAAUGAGUUGCUUGGAAUGUAUGGGAAGCUCGAGCGAAUGGACGAUGCGUGUCUGUUGUUUGAUAGAAUGCCUGUUAGAAGCUAUGUUUCUUGGAACACUAUGAUUUCGGGUUAUGCAUAUAACUAUGACUGUGUUGGUUCUAGUAAGAUGUUUGAACGGAUGGACUUGGAAGGUUUUGAGCCUAACUCUGUGACUUGGACGUCGUUGUUGUCGAGUCAUGCCCGAUGUGGGCGACGUGAUGAGGCCGUGGAGUUGUUCAGCCUGAUGAGAUCGACAGGAGUUGGGCCAACUGCUGAAGCACUCGCUGUUGUUUUAUCUGUAUGUGCUGAUUUGGCUUCUGCUGACAAGGGUAAGAUGAUUCAUGGUUAUGUUGUAAAAGGUGGUUUUGAAGAUUACUUGUUUGCGAAAAAUGCUUUAAUAUGUAUGUAUGGGAAAUGUGGAUUAUUGGAACACGCUCAAAAGGCCUUUUUGGAGAUGAAAACCAAGAAUCUAGUUAGUUGGAAUACUUUAAUAUCAUCUUACGCUGAAUCUGGUUUAUGUGAUGAGGCUUUUGAAGUAUUUACCCAGUUGGAGAAAUCUUGUGGCUAUCCGAUGGUGAGGCCUAACAUCAUAAGUUGGAGUGCUGCUAUUUGUGGUUUUGCCUUGAAGGGGAGAGGGGAAGAGUCUUUGGAGCUCUUUCGGCGAAUGCAGCUAUCAGAAGUAAUGGCCAAUGGUGUGACUAUUUGUAGCGUUUUAUCUGUCUGCGCUGAGUUAGCUGCACUAAACCUCGGUAGAGCAAUUCAUGGUUACGUUAUUAGGUUUAUGAUGGAUAGCAACAUUUUGGUAGGAAAUGCCUUGAUUAACAUGUACACAAAAUGUGGAAGUUUCACGGAAGGUCAUAUAAUAUUUGAGAACCUAGAUGGUAAGGACUUGAUUUCUUGGAAUUCCAUGAUUACUGGUUAUGGAAUGCAGGGGCUUGGUGAGACUGCUCUGAAAAUUUUUCAUCAGAUGAUUGAAUCCGGACUCAAGCCAGAUAAUGUCACCUUUGUUGCCAUUCUUUCUGCUUGUAGUCAUGCGGGGCUCAUCACCAAGGGCCGUUCUCUUUUCAAUCAGAUGAGCAGAGUUCAUGGAGUUGAGCCCCAAAUAGAACACUAUGCAUGCAUGGUGGAUCUUCUUGGUCGUGCUGGGCUGGUGCAAGAAGCAAGCAAAAUCGUUGAGAACAUGCCAAUAGAACCCAACGCUUACGUUUGGAGCGCUCUCUUGAACUCUUAUAGAAUGUACAGAAACACAUCUUUUACAGAGGAAACUGCAGCCCACUUUUUCAAUCUGAAUUCGGAAGGGACUGGGAGCUACAUGCUGCUGUCAAAUAUUUAUGCUGCAAGUGGGAGGUGGGAAGAAUCUGCGAGGGUGAGAAUCUCAGCAAAGACAAAGGGUUUAAGGAAAACUCCGGGGCAGAGUUGGAUUGAGGUGAAUAAGAAGGUUUAUGUGUUCUCAGCUGGCAAGGCUGCACACACAGGUUUGGAGUCGGUAUGCGGAAUUCUUCAUCGGUUGGCGCUUCAAGUGGAGAGUGAAGGCCAUGUGCCUCAUGGCAGAAUCAGUCUACAGAAUGUUGAUGAUAAAGAAAUAAACAUGGUGGUUGAGGUGCCUUGACAAGCUAGAGAAUACUAAUAGCCACCAGGUCGUUCGUAUCACUAGGAAGAUCUUUUACGUUUCUCGAUUGACAAAUUCUUUCCGAAGAUGAAAUAUGAUUUUUUUUUUUACUUGCCAUUUCAAUUUCGACGAUCCUAUAAGAAUGAUUACAAUAGGAUCAAUGAUAAUCCCCCUUGAAAAACCUCAUUCUUCCAACAAUUAUAAUAGUUUCUA
Molecule: messenger RNA, 2505 nt
Organism: Morus notabilis
Lineage: Eukaryota; Viridiplantae; Streptophyta; Magnoliopsida; Rosales; Moraceae
Product: putative pentatricopeptide repeat-containing protein At1g17630
Exons: 2
Coding region: 82-2292 (736 amino acids)
Biological process (GO): RNA modification
Molecular function (GO): RNA binding; protein binding
Source: RefSeq, a predicted model, not a curated record